Messenger RNA from Cornus florida, 1764 nucleotides. RefSeq names its product 1-aminocyclopropane-1-carboxylate oxidase homolog 1-like. The transcript is spliced from 3 exons. Lineage: Eukaryota; Viridiplantae; Streptophyta; Magnoliopsida; Cornales; Cornaceae. The coding region runs from base 420 to 1523 and encodes 367 amino acids. The record is from RefSeq and is a predicted model, not a curated record.
UUGUGAGGAUACACUAUACAGGGUGUAAGACUGUACUGAACUAGAGAUUGCGAAGACCAACAUUACAUGCAUCUUGAUAUACAUAAUAAUAAUAAUAAAUUCAAGCGUCAUGUGAUGAUUGAAAGAAACAAAAAAAAAGGGCUCAAAGCCAACCUCCGUUGAGCUUUAGGUUCUUGGAAUUCAGAGUUUGUCUGCUGAGGGUGGAUGGAUACAUGUUGAGUAAAGGCCAAAAAAAAGUGACUCAUUUUUUACUAUCUUGCCCUUGGGAGUUGGUUUCAAAUUUUUACUCUUCAAGCACUAUAUAAUGGGAUGCACUUAAGUCACCUAUUUCAUGCAUUCAGUAUAAACAGCUGCUAUACCUCUGCAUAUACACCUAAUCACUGUAAAAACACCCCCACCCACACACACAAACUUUAACUAUGGAAAUUGUCUCCAGCAAUGGACAUUACAGUUGGGCCGAAGAAGUGAAGGAAUUCGACCAAACCAAAGCCGGCGUGAAGGGACUUGUAGAUGCCGGCGUGAUGAAGAUCCCCAGAUUCUUCGUCCACCCACCUGAGAGUCUUCACUGUCCAUUGCCAACCGAUAACACGAGCACCAUUGAACUCGAGUUCCCCACGAUAGACCUACGAGGCAUUGAGUGUGGCGGUGCUCGGAGAAAGGAGGCUGUGGAUGGAAUUCGACAGGCAGCCUCCACGUGGGGUUUCUUUCGGAUGGUGAAUCAUGGAGUGCCAAUGAGCAUGAUGGAGGCCAUUUUAGAAGGUGUCCAGCGCUUCCACGAGCAACCGGUGGAGAUGAAGAGGGACUUGUAUUCCUCCGAUAGUAGCAAGAGAGUGAGGUUCAAUAGCAAUGUUGCUCAACGUGAACUUGAUGCUGCAUGUUGGAGGGAUCUGUUAACUUGUGUUUUUCAAGAUGAUACAUUGGACCCUGAAGCUAUUCCUCUGGUUUGCAGAAAAGAAGUACAGGAUUAUGUGAAUUGCAUGAUCAAACUGAGGGAGACAAUGGCCGAGUUACUAUCAGAGGCUUUAGGGCUAAGCAGUGACUACCUUUCACGCUUAGAAUGCAUGAAAGGUGAAUCAUUGGCAUGCCUUUAUUAUCCAAUUUGUCCAGAGCCAGACUUGACCUUGGGCACCGCCAAACAUUCAGACACCACUUUCCUAACUCUACUCCUGCAAGACAACACCGGUGGUCUACAAGUUUUUCAUCAAAAUCAAUGGAUUGAUGUGGCUCCUGUCCCUGGAGCUAUAAUAGCAAACAUUGGAGAUCUCAUGCAGAUUAUUAGCAAUGACAAGUUCAAAAGUGUGGAGCAUAGGGUGUUGGCUCAACCAGUGGGACCAAGGGUAUCAGUGGCAUGUUUCUUCAUUCCAAGUGGUAGGGCUGCAUCUAAGCCUUUCGGACCCAUAAAGGAGCUUCUAUCCGAAGAACAACCACCUUUAUACAGAGAGUUACUUUGCAGUGAAUACUAUCAAUAUUACAAGACCAAGGGAACAAAUGUUACCUCAGCCCUCCCUCGUUAUAAGCUAUGACAAUUUAAUCGUUGCUAGUAAUUGCAGAAAUAAUAUGGGUUAAUUAAAUAGUGCUGCUUAGUUUCCAGAUGAACAAUAAUAAUUAAUAAUGCUUGAAAGUCAUUAUAAAUGACCUGUAAUAGUAGUACUGCUCAUUUUGACACUGUUUGUGGAAGUGUUUUUUUUAAAUUUAUUUAUCUGAAGUUGUAAUAGUAGUAUUGCUCAUUUUGAUAUGUAUGUAAUAGUAGUACUUCUCGUUAUA